AUGAUAUGGUUUAGUGGUAAAAAAUUGGGUGGUGGGGUUGGAAGACGAUUGUGUAUGCCCAUUUACAGUGGUAGUAGCGAUAGUGCUUUUAAGGAUAAACAAUUUGUUUUAAAAAAAAUAAAUCAUAAGUACGAAAAUGUUUUACUAUUUGGAGAUGUAAAUAAAUUAAGAUCCACAGCAAUGGAACUCAUAAGAAAUAUAUCAUCCUCAGAUGAAAACAUGAAGGAGGGGUAUGCUAAUUUGAAAAUAAAAAAAUAUAUAAGCACUGAGGAAAAGAAAGCCAAAGAAUUAGAAGAUGAGAGCGAAGUGGAUCAUAUGGUUGCAGCGGAUAAUGAUGACACAGGAUACAGUAAUACAGCUGUAUCAAAAAGACCACAUUCAAAAGAUAAUAACUCUGAUAUGUCAAAGAAGUUAUCCUUUUGGCAGAUAUACAGCAUGAGAGUUAAAAAAAGUCUUCAUUUGCUAGGCCCUCAAGAUUUCGCUUUAAUUCUUCAGUCUUUUCAUUUGCAUAACAAGGACACAGGAAUCUACGUGUCAAGCGUGAAACAUAUCGAGAAUCAAAUUCCAUCGAUGAAUGGAGUUUCCUUUGUGAUAAUUUUAAACAUUUUAAGUGCAAGGUUGAAAAAAAAUAACUAUAACGAUUUCUUCCAAAAAAUGUUGAAUUAUUUGCCAAAUGUUUUAUACGAAUUGAACAUACGAGACAUGAACAACAUUAUGAGCUGCUUCCACAAUUUAGAAUUAAGUGACACAAAAAUAUGCGAUAUUUUUUAUUUGAAAAUUUUAUCAAAUUUGAAUAAAAUAGAAGAUAGUUUUACGUUAUCAUCCUUGUGUUAUAUUUUCUACAAGUAUAAUUUUGAAAAUUUACAUUUUUAUGAAUGCUUAAAAAGAAGAGGGUUGCAUUUACUAAAUAAUUUUGACGCGAAGCAGCUUUAUAAAUUUGUUUUUUCUUUGUAUAAAAAGAAUAUUUGUUUAAAAGAAAUAAUUGAGAAAAAGAAAAAUGACGUAUUCUCCUUUUUGCCACAUUAUAAUGAUGAGCAGAGAUUGUUCAUGUGUGAUUUUUUUGGGAUAAAAUGA
Plasmodium gonderi is the source of this 1074-nucleotide messenger RNA. RefSeq lists its product as hypothetical. NCBI's taxonomy places the organism in Eukaryota, Apicomplexa, Aconoidasida, Haemosporida, Plasmodiidae. The record is from RefSeq and is a predicted model, not a curated record. The transcript is spliced from 2 exons. The coding region runs from base 1 to 1074 and encodes 357 amino acids.